GACAGUCACUAGCUAAGAAGAGUUUGUGUUUAUCGGAUCUUCUUGGUCUUUUGAGGACUUCUUUACCUAGUGUUGGUAGAACAGAUUGCUGGUUUGAUGAUGCAGGGACUACUGGUCUGGAACUGUGGUCUAGUGUAGCAGCAGCCCUCUGUAUGUGUGUCAACAAUCCACAAAAUGAAGAGAACCAGAGAGUGUGUGGAUUUGUACUGCCAUACGUUUUUACAGUAAUACAGCAACAAGAUUCAGAUGUCAUAAGACCAUUGCUCUCAUUCAUCAGGUUUACAGUGGCAAACAAUGACACAAACCAGGAACAAGUAAAAAGAUGUGGAGGACUCAAUGUGUUGUCAGAUAAGCUCAACCAGUGUAUAGGGAAACCUAUUGACAGAUUGUCGAUUCAAGUUAUCAAUACUAUUGAUUCUUGUAUUACAGACAAUGUGGAGAAUGCAGAAGAAAUUGGGAGAUUAGAGACAGUAAAAACAAUGGUCAAAUUACUGGAUACAGACAAAAUAACUCAAGAGGAAAAGUUACAAAUUGUUGUAACACUUGUCCAUGCUGUGGAAAUGUCAGAUGAAAACAAAAUUCAUAUCUUAGAAGACUCGGGACUGUUUGCUUUGAUGAAGAGCCUGAAUGAUAUAGAAUCUGGGGAUGAAGAACUCUUUAAAGCUAUCAAGUAUCUUCUACAAUUGUGUACAAAAAAAACUGAAGAAGAACCACAGAAUGAAACAGCAGAAAUGUUGGAUAUCUUGAAGAAAACAGAAGCCAUGCAUAAGAACAGUGGCCUACUGCUCCUCCAUAAAAUCAAUGAAUUGUCUGAUCGACUCCAAUCAUUUGAAGAAGAAAGUGCUCGAGAGUUUCAGCAGGUGACAUCUCCGGUGUCAUGUUCUUCAGAAUACCAUGUAAAUGAUUUGAAUAAUAACUCAAGAUAUAUGCAUCAAAAUUUAGAGAGCAAGAGAGUAUUGCAGUUUCCUAAUUCUGUAGAGACCCCAAAUAAAUAUGGUCUGUCUGUGAAUUAUAUUUCAAGAGCAUCCACACCUGUGAGUGAAUUUAGAAGAAAAAAGAUUUGGCACAUGUCUGAAAAUAAAGAUAUUCAGGGAAAUCACCAAAAUGGCUUUGUUCAGAGAACACCGUCUAAGCUGUGUUUGAUGCAAGAUGUGGGAAAUGAAAUCAUUCCACCAAAUAUGUUUCAGAAUUUGCAUGUUAAUCCACACUAUUGUCGUCAGGAUGUUGUCGAAAAUUUUACACCAAGAAAAGUUUUUCAUGUCGGAAAUGGUGUCAUGGAAGACUACAAUAAAAUGAGGAAUUUUGUUCAGAGUCCAAAUAAUGCUCAAAGUCUUUUUCAAUCUACACCUAAUUCCAAAGCAGUAUAUCUAAAUAAUAUGGGAAGUCUGCUAAACCAUUAUCCUACUGAUUAUGCAGGCAAUUUAAGACAGAAUCAUAAUGUUAAUGACAAUCAAAUAUCCCGAAAUGGAAACGAAAAUAUUAAAAAUGCUUACUAUAACGAAGUUGAGUUGUCACGAUUGAAGCCAACUAUUGAAUCUGAUUUAAAUUUAGAACAAAGAGAGUAUCCACAAUACCUUAAUGAUUCAGUUCAUUACCAUUCUGAUGUGAUAGCCCAAGGUUUGGAUAACAAUUUUGACGUGAGAGGUCAUGAUGACAGUUUUGUUGCCCGAGUCCUUGAUAACAGUUCAGUAGCCAGGGUACCAGAUGAAAGUUUGUUAGACAGGGUACCAGAUAAAUGUUUUUCAGGCAGAGAACAAGUUAAUAGAGUCAUAUUGAAAGAUUCAAAUAACAAUUUUUCGAUUUCUGGUAGUUUUGAAGGAAGACAAAGGAAAUGUCUUUUGGAGAAGAAAGGAGACCCUCAUGUUCGUUCUUUUGGUGGAAGUCAUGGCUAUCAACAAAUGAAUGAGAAAGGAGAUGAUACUUACCCCAUAGAAGCUAAUUGUGCUGUGAAAAAUUUGAAGGAAGUUUUUGAUUAUGAUCAUAAGAGUGGUGUAAUUUCUCAGUUCAGUUGCCAUGACAACACUGCUAUAGAUAAAUCAACGAAGCAAUAUUUUGAAAAGUCACAAGUCACAUAUCAGAAUCCUACAAAUGAGGAUUGUGGUAAAUGGGAGGAGAUACAUGGUAAAGCACAAAGAACAGAAAGUGACCUUGAACUCCACUCAGCCAAGAUAGACGAGGCUCUAUAUCUGGUGGAAUCAGAUCAACAUAUCCAAUCUAGUAAAAGAAAAAGUGAAAAUGAUUCAGAUAUCAAAAUUGAUACAAAUAACAAUUUGACAUACACAAUAGAUAAAAACAUUAACAAAAACUUUAAACAAAAGAAACAAGGAGCUAGUUUAGGUCAAAGUUCACAUGCAGAAAACAAAUCAAAUGAGGAAGAGUCUGUUUUUCUUCAAGGAAAGCAAGAGAAAAGUAGAUCAAUUACAAAACCAAAGAAAUAUGAAAUUAGGAUAAUAGAAUCAGAACCAAAAGAUAAACAAAAGGCAGUUGAAGUUGAAAAGUUGUUAGAUAGCAAAUCCAAUGGAAACCAUAUCCCAGAAAGUUGUCAUGAUGAUAAUUCUCAGGGUCAAGGACAUGAAGAUUCCCAAGAACACAACAGAAAUAAUACUUGUCAGGAAAAAGAACAAGGAAGCCAUUCGUCUAAGAGUAAGAAGCUUGACAAACUGUUAAAUAGAUUACCAUUACAGAAGAGUGAACCAAAUGGUACAACACCAAGGCAAAGUCAAAUUCAGUUUAAAAAUAUACCAUAUGGUACGACAUCCAGGCUUAGUCAAACUGGGUUUAAAAAGACUGAGAAAGUUGAUUCUUUGGCAUGCCCUAAUAAAAGUACAGUAAUAGAUGUAGCUAAUAAUGCAUCUAUGUUUGAAAAUGAUGUAAAACAGAAAAACAGUAAAAAUUUGGACGAUGACAAAUUCCUCAAACCAGUAGGUAGACCAUUGAGGCCCAAGACAAAAACAUCAGUCAGGAGAGCUGAACCAUUCUGGAAACGUUCGUUUAAUGGAUACGACUCAGAUUCAGAUUGUUUAAGUUCUGGGGAUGAAGGCUCUGUGUUUGAUAAAGAACUGGUUCAAACAGCAAAACAUUAUAUACAGCCAUGUGGUAGUAUGAACAGCUUUUUGCAAUUGACACCAAUUCAUAAAAGAAAUGCACCAGGAAGUCUGUCCACCAACAAUACAAGAGUGUUGAAUAUAAAACCACACAGAGAUCAGCAAUCUGUCUGUUCAUCCCCAGGAUCAUCAUACACAGAUAACAGUUUUUCUUCCUAUUCACCUACAAAUUCACCAGAGAGGAGUUGUCCAGGGUGUAUUGGUGUAAAACUGAACAGUCGGACAUUCAACAUUGUUUUAGAAACCAGUUCUUUUACUUGUCCAAGUCAUCGUGGUAUCAGACAGCUUGAGAGACAGUACAUCAAAAGUUUACCUCCUGACAUGUCCAGCAAAGUGAAGAGGAAACCAGUAUUACCAAUAGCAGGGAACCAGAAGAGAGGACUGGAAGUUUAUGACUUCAGUAGUGAUUCCAAUGAUGGAGAGCUUACCCCACCUGAGAGAAUGAGAGAUGAUCUUCCUAUUCCAAGUCAAAUAAAACAGGUAUUUCAUGGAAAGAGACGAAGAAGAGUUUCUUUCACUGAAGAGGAGACUCAAAAUUUAUUGAAUGGAGUUAAUAAUUUUGGGAAGAGUUGGGCAUUGAUUCUUCAAAAUUUUGAAUUUCAUGAAUCUAGAACACAGGUUGACCUAAAAGACAAAUACAGAGGAAUUGAGAAAAAAUCUGGUAAAAUAAGAUCUAUCCAAAUAACAGGGAGACGGAAACCCUUUUCAAGGUGUGAAGAUCAUAGAUUAUUACGUGGUGUGAAGCAGCAUGGAUAUAACUGGAAAACUAUUUUAGGAUCGUUAACUUUUUCCAAAGAGAGAACUAGUGAAGAUUUGAGAAACAGAUGGAGAGCACUUCACAGAAAACACAUGAAAUCGUAAAGAUGUCUUCAGCCUUAUGCAUUUUAUGUUCGCCAAUGUAAACUGUUGUAUAGAGAAUUUUGUCCUUGUGAGAAUAUGGUUGUAUUUUUAUAAGGAUGGUGUUUUAAACACCUCCGUUUUUGCUUUGGGGUUUCAUGCAUUGUCUUUUUGUAAAGACUUUAAAAUAACUUCAAAAAAAAUUUAAACUUUCAUAAAAAAUGUUGGAUUAGUUAAGAAAAACAUACUAAACCAUAGUUCAGCCACAAAGCAGAAACUAUUUUCAGACUAGAACAGAAACAAAAAAAUAUUGUAAUAAAUUUUAAUCUAUCAUUCAAGUCAGGGGUCCUGACAUUUCUUCACACGAUUUUGGUGAUUUUUUAGGACUAGAAAGCCGUGAUCUUUUAUUUCAAACUGUCAAGUUCAUACCGGAAGUCGCAACAUAAAACAAACCUGUAUCAACGGUUUUGCUGUAUGAACUGCAUUUAAUUUCGUACCUAGAAUUUCCAGUGCAUUGAUCAACAAAAUGUGAGAUUAUAAAAAAAAAUGCCAUUUUUAUCUACAUUUAGCAACCAUUAGAAAUGUGUAUGAUAAAAAAAUGAUAGUACUGAAAUUGUGACUGCUGUACAAACACAGGCAGGAUGAACUGUUGCAAAAGAAACUUCAAAAUUGAAAUUUUUUUAAUUUGGUAAAAAUUAAACUAGGUUAGUAUGUUCAUUUAAAAAAAAAUUUUUUAAUCAGUUAACAAGAUUGUGUACUUUGCAUCUGUGAUUGGUUGAUCAGUGUCACCUACAUUAUUUAUGAAUCCAUUCUUAGAGGUUAUGUUAAACCAUAUUGUGAUAUUGUUAUGCUAUUAUAGAUUAUCUUUAUUCUUCAAGAUUAAACUUUUGAAUUUGAAUUUUAAA
Mytilus californianus (California mussel) is the source of this 4846-nucleotide messenger RNA. RefSeq lists its product as uncharacterized. The transcript is spliced from 13 exons. NCBI's taxonomy places the organism in Eukaryota, Metazoa, Mollusca, Bivalvia, Mytilida, Mytilidae. The record is from RefSeq and is a predicted model, not a curated record. Gene Ontology annotation, biological process: meiotic attachment of telomere to nuclear envelope; homologous chromosome pairing at meiosis. The coding region runs from base 153 to 3965 and encodes 1270 amino acids.